AUGGACGUCGAGAGGCUGCAGGAGGCGCUGAAAGAUUUUGAGAAGAGGGGAAAAAAGGAAGUUUGUCCGGUCCUGGAUCAAUUUCUUUGUCAUGUGGCCAAGACUGGAGAAACAAUGAUUCAGUGGUCCCAAUUUAAAGGCUAUUUUACUUUCAAACUGGAGAAAGUAAUGGAUGAUUUCAGAACUUCAGCUCCUGAACCAAGAGGUCCACCCAACCCUAAUGUCGAAUAUAUUCCCUUUGAUGAAAUGAAGGAAAGAAUACUGAAAAUUGUCACUGGAUUUAAUGGUAUCCCUUUUACUAUUCAGCGGCUAUGUGAAUUGCUAACAGAUCCAAGGAGAAAUUACACAGGAACAGACAAAUUUCUCAGAGGAGUAGAGAAGAAUGUGAUGGUUGUUAGCUGUGUAUAUCCUUCUUCAGAGAAAAAUAAUGCUAAUAGUUUAAAUCGAAUGAAUGGUGUUAUGUUUCCUGGAAAUUCACCAACUUAUACUGAAAGGGCUAAUAUAAAUGGGCCAGGAACACCUAGGCCACUUAAUCGACCAAAGGUUUCUUUGUCAGUCCCCAUGACAACCAAUGGCUUGCCUGAGAGCACAGAUGACAAAGAGUCAAACUUACAGCAAACUGAGGACAAAAGUCACAGUAACUCUCCAACACCUGGACCAGAAAGCCCCUCAGUGAGCCCUUUGAAAACUAAGCAUCCGGAUGAAGAUGCCCUGGAAGGGGAGGGGCUUGAGGUAAAAAGGCUUCGGUUUGACAGAGAAAGUGAAGUCAGGGAGAUGGCCAGUCAGACAUCUUCCAGUGAAAUUCCUCCAGUUACAGUAGAAGAAACAGAUGCACCAUCUCCAUCUCAGGAUAAAGACAAAGAAAGUGGUUCUACCAGGCAGCACUGUACAGAGGAGGAGGAGGAAGAGGAGGAGGAGGAAGAAGAAGAAGAAUCUUUUAUGACAUCAAGAGAAAUGGUCCCUGAAAGAAAAAAUCAAGAAAAAGAAUCUGAUGCCUUAACUGUGAAUGAAGAGACUUCUGAGGAAAAUAAGCAGAUGGAGGAAUCUGAUCUGACUCAAGCUGGAAAAGAUUUACAUUCUGAAGUUUCAGAUACCUGA
Molecule: messenger RNA, 1098 nt
Organism: Pipistrellus nathusii (Nathusius's pipistrelle)
Lineage: Eukaryota; Metazoa; Chordata; Mammalia; Chiroptera; Vespertilionidae
Source: the annotation of a GenBank genome assembly